GUCUUUUUCUCUUUACUUAGACUGGAAUUCGAUUCACACUCAAAUUGGGUAUCAUUGUUUUUGCAUUCAAUAAUACUUUAUAAUACUUCGAAAGUAAACGAUGCAAUGUCUAUUGCGAGAGCAGCCUCGAUCGCUGGCACUCGCAAAUAGAGACUAUGCUUUGGUCUUUCAUUCUGUCCCUCAAAACAAAAAUUCAUUAUCCGUCUGUAUAGCAGAGUUUGUAUCUCUUAGUGAAAAGCCGCUAGAUGGCUUCCGGAGAAUUUCCAGUCGUCCUAUAUAUGGUACGCUAGGUCUUAUAGAACUUGAGAAUUCAAACUUUUUAUGCGUCAUCACAGGAGCUAGCGAAGUUGCUCGUAUACGUGACGGGGAACGCAUUUUCCGUAUCACAGAGGUUUGUUUUUACAGCGUAAAUCGCCCUAAUUGGGAUCACAUUCGUCAAGAAGGGGAUUUUUUAGACAACACAGCUGAUGGGUACGAUUCGGACAUUCCAGGGUAUGAUGCAACGAAGUAUGCUUCAGAACCUUUCAGCAGCCUGCGAAAACUUUUGACAAAUGGAACUUUUUAUUUUUCCCUUGACUUUGAUAUUACUUCUCGUUUACAGCUGCGCACUUAUCAUGCUUAUACGGAUCCCCAAUCAGACACGAUGCAUGAACAGUUUAUGUGGAAUGAAUUCAUGCUCCGUCAAUUGUUUAAGUUUCGCUCUCACCUGAAUUCCGACGAGAAAGAGGUGCUGGAUUCAUGCGGCUUUUAUACAUAUGUAAUUCGUGGCUUUUCUGGUACGGAACCUUUUAAACUAGGAAUGCAAAAUGUACGGCUUUCUCUCAUAUCAAGACUAUCCUCUCUUCGUGCGGGUACGAGGUUUCUUGCCCGUGGUGUCGAUGAUGAUGGCAACGUUGCCAACUAUGUUGAAACGGAAACAAUCCUCGAUACUCCAAAUUACUCUGUUAGCUUUAUUCAAGUGCGAGGUAGUAUUCCUAUCUUUUGGGAACAGGAAGGUGUCCAAAUGUUUGGGCAAAAGAUUGACAUUACCCGCUCUUUUGAAGCAACUCGAGCCGCGUUCGAGAAGCAUUUUAGCGAUAUUAUAAAAGAGUAUGGUCCUGUACAUAUUGUUAAUUUGCUGGGUACUGGUUCUGGAGAACGAUCUCUUUCUGACAGACUGCGACAGCAUAUCCAGUACUCCCCUGAAAAAGAACAAAUUCACCUUACCGAAUUUGAUUAUCACUCCUUAAUUCGUUCUUUUGAGGAUGCAAAUAAAAUACGUCCUAUGUUAUACGGUAAUGUAGAAUCUUUUAGCUUUUAUUCAGAAAAGCGAGACGGUGAGGCAAUUACAUCGCAGGACGGCAUUUUCCGAACAAACUGUCUUGAUUGUCUCGACAGAACGAACGUAAUUCAAAAUCUUAUAUCUAGGAUGAUUUUAGAAAACGUAAUGUUACACACUCGACAGAAUGCGGGUUAUGAUUUUUGGCAAUUGCAUUCUACGCUUUGGGCAAAUAACGGUGACGCAUUGUCUCAUAUUUACACUGGCACCGGUGCUCUAAAAUCUAGUUUCACUAGAAAGGGAAAGUUGAGUUUAACAGGUGCCUUAAAUGAUCUUUCCAAAAGCGUGGGACGAAUGUAUAUUAAUAAUUUUCAGGAUAAAGGUAGACAGGAAACCAUUGAUUUAUUACUUGGUCGUUUGAUUGAUCAACAUCCUGUAAUCUUAUAUGAUCCUAUCCAUGAAUAUGUCAAUCAUGAACUAAAGAAGCGAGAAAAUGAAUUCUCGGAACAGAAGAAUGCAUCUAUUUUUGUUGCAAGUUAUAACUUAAAUGGUUGCAAUCCUACUUCUGAGUUGGAAAGUUGGCUUUUCCCUGAUGAUAAUCCCAUGGCGGAUAUUUAUGUCGUCGGUUUUCAAGAGAUUGUCCAGUUAACCCCUCAGCAAGUAAUUAACGCUGAUCCUGCAAAAAGGCGUGAAUGGGAAACCUGCGUAAAGCGUCUACUAAAUAAUAGAACUAAGGAUGGCUCAAAGUAUGUCCAAUUGCGGUCUGGCCAGUUAGUUGGUACCGCCAUGAUAGUCUUUGUGAAAGAGUCCUGCUUGCCGAGUAUAAAGAAUGUUGAGGGAACUGUUAAGAAAACUGGAUUGGGAGGUGUUUCCGGCAACAAGGGUGCUGUUGCUAUUCGAUUUGAUUUUGAAGAUACAGGAAUUUGCUUUAUUACUUCACAUCUUGCAGCAGGUUAUACAAAUUAUGAUGAAAGAAAUCAUGACUACCAGACCAUUGCUAAUGGUUUGAGAUUUAAGCGAGGCCGCUCAAUAUUUAACCAUGACUACGUUGUAUGGUUUGGAGAUUUCAACUAUCGCAUUUCUUUGACGUAUGAAGACACAAUUUACUGCAUCGAGCAAGGAAAACUAGAAAACCUGUUUGAGAAUGAUCAACUAAAUAAUCAAAUGCUGACAGGCGACGUAUUUCCUUUCUUUUCUGAGCUUCCUAUCACGUUUCCUCCGACUUAUAAGUUUGAUAUAGGCACGGAUACGUAUGAUACUUCGGAUAAACAUCGCGUUCCAGCUUGGACAGACCGGAUAUUGUAUAGAGGAGAAUUAAAACCGAUUGCUUAUAAUUCUGCUCCUUUAUAUUUUUCUGAUCACCGUCCUGUACUUGCUUCGUACGAGGCAAGUAUCGUCAAAGUUGACAAAGCGAAGAAGAAAAGACUCUUUGAAGAGCUGUACUUACAAAGAAAAGUUGACGUACGAGAUGCUAGUAAUACCUCCUAUACCUUAAUAGACAUUUCUGGUUCUGUUACUGGAAAACCCAACUUAAUUCCUUAUGUGCCGGCCAAUGGUAUGGAUAAGAUAAAAAAACCAAGUGUUGAUAGCAGAAAAUGGUGGUUUGAGGAUGGAUUACCUGCACGUUCCAUUGCGGCACCACCCGGAAUUGACUAUCAACUAAACCCAGAUCGACCUGUUAAUCCUUUCACUCCUAGCAAGGAACCCGACUGGGUCAAACCUGAAAAAAUCCUGAACUCGGAAAAGAAGCAAGAACAGCAUCCAGCAAUGAGUUCGCAAGUAACGAAUCCUUUACAAUCUCUGAAUAGCAGUCAUCCCUCGUUGAUUCCUCAGCAGUCUUUGUCCAAACCAACGAAGCCCUCAAAGCCUGACCAUUUAGCAGCACCUCGAAUGAAGCCAGCACUACCUCCCAGGACAAACCCUUCUUCGUCAAAUUCUACCUCUUUGCGCUCUUCACCCAGCAAUAUUCCGCCCACUCCACCCCCGAGGAAAUCUACUAGUACACCUCAGCCAGAUCUCUUAGCCUCUUCACCCGAGGAUAGUAAACUGACCUGGAAACCGCUCGUUUAAAAUGAUCAUGACAGCAUUCGACGAAUAUCCAUUAGAUAUUGAAAUUACCUACAGUUUUGUAUUUAUUUAUUAAUUUUUUCUUAUUCUUUUUGAUCUAUGAAUAAGCCUGUCAAACUGUAUGAGAUGUUGAUAGUUGAAAGGUUACAAAGUUGAAGGAAGUGCAUUCUCUUUUUUCUUUUUCUUUUUUUUUUCUUUUUUUUUAAAAAAAAAAGGAAGAGAAGUAUCGUAGGAUCCAUCUUACAGCUAAAAUUUAUCUACUCAACCACAAUCUAUCAUAAACAGUUCAACUCUAACUGGAAACUACAAACAAGAG
Molecule: messenger RNA, 3641 nt
Organism: Schizosaccharomyces cryophilus OY26
Lineage: Eukaryota; Fungi; Ascomycota; Schizosaccharomycetes; Schizosaccharomycetales; Schizosaccharomycetaceae
Product: inositol-polyphosphate 5-phosphatase
Exons: 1
Coding region: 101-3328 (1075 amino acids)
Biological process (GO): phosphatidylinositol dephosphorylation
Cellular component (GO): cytoplasm; membrane
Molecular function (GO): phosphatidylinositol-4,5-bisphosphate 5-phosphatase activity; phosphatidylinositol-3,5-bisphosphate 5-phosphatase activity
Source: RefSeq, a predicted model, not a curated record